UGAGGGACGUGUUUGUUUGUAGAAGUUGAGAGAGACAGAGGAAGGCAGACGGAAGUUUGGGAAACAAUGGCUCUGGUAGAUUACGCUAUUUCCUCAGAUGACGACGACGUAUCGGAGGCUGAAGAGGAACCAACUCCCCCAAAACGUCAAGCAUCGCCUCCAAUUCGCCCUGAUAGUCAGCAGAAAUCUGAGGAGCCAUCAUCUUCAGAGACUGCUCCGGAGCCGUUGCAGCUUCCGGAUGCUUCGUUUCUGUUGAACGAACAUGGCUCGAAGAAGAAGAGAGACUCAAAUGGGUUGUCUUCCUCCCAGUUACCGCGCAGUAAAGUCCCAAGAGGGACCUUGCUUCAUACUAGGAAUCUUCCUGAUACCGGUGGUGGUAUGCUAGUACCACCUCAACUUAGUGGAAGGAAAAAUGUUGUCACGGAAGAUAUUGGCAAGCUGUUUGUAAAAAGGCGCACUGACGACUCAUCUCAUUAGUAUUACGGCAAAUUGGCAUUAGUUUCUUUGUGAGAC
Messenger RNA from Tripterygium wilfordii, 513 nucleotides. RefSeq lists its product as uncharacterized. Bases 67 to 477 code for a protein of 136 amino acids. The record is from RefSeq and is a predicted model, not a curated record. The transcript is spliced from 3 exons. Lineage: Eukaryota; Viridiplantae; Streptophyta; Magnoliopsida; Celastrales; Celastraceae.